Trichobilharzia regenti is the source of this 2241-nucleotide messenger RNA. The record is from the annotation of a GenBank genome assembly. Lineage: Eukaryota; Metazoa; Platyhelminthes; Trematoda; Strigeidida; Schistosomatidae.
AUGUAUGAGGCGAAAUGCUUAGACGUUAAAGUGAAAGAAGAUGGUGUAGUAUAUUAUGUGCAUUACCUAGGUUGGAAUAAGAGCUGGGAUGAAUGGGUGACUGAAAAACGAAUGUUCAAGUAUAAUGAAGAGGGCUUGACAAAAAAACAAGAAUUAGAGCGACAGAUAAAAUCCGGGAAGGUUAAAGUUUUAAGAAAGUCUGAAUUAAAGUCACAGUCAUUGCCACCUCCAGAAGUCUUGGAGGACGUUGAACGGACACUGAAGCCUGGUCAAGUGAAAGAAGAUGGCCUUCUCUCUCAGCCGCGUUUGUCGAUUUCACUGCCUCCAUGCUUGAAAUCUUGGCUUACAGAUGACUGGGAUUUGAUUACUCAACAAGCUCGGCUUUAUGAACUGCCUGCUUCUCAGCCAAUAUGUAAUAUUUUAUCAGAUUUCUUAGAAAGUUCUGAGGCGGAAAUGAUUAAAUCGGAAUCAACUCGUGAAAUAAACAACUAUACUUCUUCUGAAUCUGAGAACACUCAACUGAGCACUAACGUACCAAUAGACCCGGGUGUACGGCGUGAAUUUGUUUAUGGAAUUCAGUAUCUUUUCAAUCAUACUAUUGGUUCUCAUCUUUUAUACAAAUUCGAGAGAUUACAAUACGCUAAGCUAUUGAAACAGCAUACAGGCAAGAGAAUGUCAGACAUUUAUGGGUCAAUUCACUUGUUGAGGUUGUUUGGAACCGUUUAUUCCACUCGAUCAUUUCAGCUUAAACAAUGUGAGAUCACCUUAUCAAGUCUUGAAUCUCGACUUCUUGAAAGAGAAAGUCAACUGACAAAAUGUGUUGGACAGUACAGCCAAUACAAUUCAGUUGACCGUGUUCAAUGCUCACAGCUAACAGAUUUAGUCAAAGAUCUUAAACAACAAAUCACAGAGCAUAAGAAAAUGAAUAUGAUUUCAAAAACUGAGAGAGCUCAAUUACAAGAGACUGUGAAUCGUCUUGAAGGUGAAUUAGCUGCUCGAUCUGAUGCAUUACGUAGAGCAGCAAUAGAUGCAACGCGUAUACAAAUGGAGCAUGAAUUAGAAUUGAAAAAUAGAACAAAUGAUUUAAAUGAGUCACUGUAUCAUAUGGAAAACAAAUGGAAAGAAGCAUGCAAAACUAUUGAGAGAUUAGAGAAGGAGUACAAAGAUCAAGAAUUCAAACUUACAGAAGUUUCAACAAACAGAAAUGAUGAAAACAAAUCAUUGAAACAGAAGCUUGAUUCAGUUGAAUCGAAAAACAGAACAUUGUGCAAUGAAUUAGAAACUGUGAAAUUAUCAAGAGAGAAUUUACAAAAUGAGUAUAACCGACUUCAAGAGGAAUUGGACAAGCUGAAGAUACAAAUUGAUUCCACUGCAAAGAAAGUUUCAACUGGGGUUCAAGCUGUUCAGAAAUGCUCAAACGCAAGUACAAAUACAGAGAAAAUGGAAUAUAAAGAAAGAAUACCAUUGCCAAGGCUUCAGCUGACAAGUAGUAGACCGAAAUCUUCAGAACAAGUGAAAACGUCUCAUUUCUCACCUGGGGAUCAGGACGAAGAAAAAUUCACCGACUGUGAUAUUAACAGCCCUGAGAACUCAGCUGAUUCAGUUGAGGCUAGAGUGAAAGCGCUUAAACAAGCUAAUCAGUAUCUAAGAUUGGAAGUAGAGAAUGCCUGUAAAAUGUUAAAUUCAAGUGUACUAAAUAAAAAUAAAGUUGAAGAUGAGUAUUUGUCUAUGCCAAAAAUAAAGUAUUCCAAUACACUUCAAUUUGAUACUGGAAAUAAUAAUAAUAAUAAACACAAAGUAGAAUUCUUCGAUGAAACUGAUGAAUACCCUGAGUAUGGUGAUGAAAGUAUAGUUGAACAAGAAUCAAAAACGGUUUGGCUUGAAAGAAUUGAAUCGAUAUCACAAAAAUUUCAUGAUAACAACAACUACUGGUCGAGUAAACUAGAAAAUAUUGACAGAAUGAAAAAUUCUGGUCGAGAUAUUGUACAAAAUACAGAGCGUCAAACAAAUUCAUCUAGAACAGUCAGUGGAAACACCGACAGAAAAAUUAAGCCAACACGCCUUCAUGAUUCUAGCAGUGGAGUCGGUAACAGCAGUGGGCGUGUCAAAUUAACAAAGCUGGAACCCAUGGAUUAUCAUGGAAAGUUCGGUGAUAAAUUUGCCAAGCCAUCAAGUGCUUCUAAGCUGACUUCAAUUCCAGUUAAACAGAUGUCAACCUAUCGUGCUUCAAGAAUAAAAUAG